Molecule: messenger RNA, 1947 nt
Organism: Tricharina praecox
Lineage: Eukaryota; Fungi; Ascomycota; Pezizomycetes; Pezizales; Pyronemataceae
Product: vacuolar membrane protein-domain-containing protein
Exons: 5
Coding region: 196-1500 (434 amino acids)
Cellular component (GO): membrane
Source: RefSeq, a predicted model, not a curated record
CCCCCCCCCCCCCCUCUCCCCCAUCGGCCUCUGCUCUUCUUGAGUGGACACCUGCCUCUCCCGAACACUUAUCCUGCCUAUACUCGAAUAGAAAAAAAAGAUUACCGGCAGUACAUCAAGUGUUAUCACGCGCGCCGUCCUACCUCACAGCGCGCCGAUACAUCGAGGCCGUUUCGACACACCUCAUCGGUCGCCAUGAAUUCCUCCAGCUCGUUCAACGCUGCCAUCACAGUCCCACCACCACCUUCCGACAAUGAGGCAGGAAGUUGUGAGCUUUUGGGUCCAUUCGCGUUGUUCGUCCAGGGUGCACUGGGAGCUCUCGCGUUACUAGUUCUGCUAUGGAAACGGUCGCGGGAACAUCCUCAACGACCUCUAUUGAUAUGGUUCAUGGAUGUCUCGAAACAAGUGCUCGGUAGCGGUUUGGUGCACAUCGCGAAUCUGGUGCUCUCGAUGUUAUCGUCCGGGACGUUCUCGACCGAACCCACGCCUACUGGUGUCGUCAUUGCGGGUAUGCGGAGGCUGCGGCGGCACGAUGGUCCUUACGAUGGGUCAGGCGGCGACGACGGCGGUCCUGGCGGUCCUGGGGGGCCUGGCGGUCCUGGAGACGAUGAGCCGCACCACUCGAAUCCUUGCUCGUUCUAUCUGCUCAACCUGGGCAUCGAUACAACGGUGGGAGUUAUCAUCCUGAUCUACGCGUUGCGGAUGCUGCACAAGCUCGUUGUGAAGUUUUCUAUCCCGGGUUUGCGAACGGGUAUGGUUUCCGGCUACUACGGCGAACCACCGAAAUGGAAGUAUUGGAUGAAGCAGUCAAGCGUCUACUUUGCCGGCUUGAUGAUUAUGAAGUUUAUCGUCGGCAUACUGUUCGCGUUGUUCCCAUGGUUGGGUAUGGUCGGCGAUUUCCUGCUUUCUUGGACGGAAGGGAACAAGAAAGUGCAAGUUUUCUUCGUCAUGUUUUUCUUCCCCCUUGUGAUGAACGCAUUCCAGUAUUACGUCAUCGACAGCUUCAUCAAAGCCAAGGAUUCAUCACAAGACGUGAUCCGCGACGGUGCACCCAUCGACGACGAGCCCGAUCUUCACCACCCACGCCGCUCAUUCAACUACAUUGAGGACGGCUCUGACUCCGAUCCUGAAGACGGCUCAAAGCGGCUCCUCUACCCGAACCGCCCGUCUCCUCGCAACACCAACAACAAAAAACACUCUGGAACCUACGUUGAGGAAUACAAUCCCGACUACGAUGGCACCAGCGAGAGCAACGCCGCUACCCUCCACCGCGGUUCCCCGGAGAGUGGAUACUUCAAAUCCGGAAGAAGCAGAAAGACGCCGACUGUGGGAAGCCAGAAGAGCAGGAACAGCAGCAUGCUCUUGCUUCCGGGGAGUAGGGGUCCUAGCACCCCUGGGUAUGCGGAUGAAGAGAGCAACAGCACUGGCCGUGGAAGUGUCCAUGGCAGGUUGAUUUCGGGCGAUGACGAUAGUACGCUGGUUGGGCGUGAGGAGCGGUAGAGGUGCAUGCACUUUCUAGAUGUAUGGAUAGAUUGAUCGAUCGAUUGCCACGCGCUACCGUGGCCGGUGGGCUGUAUAGAAGAUGAGGUUUCUUUUCCUCCUAGCUCUAUCCCUUUAUCUUUGCUAUUUCAUUACCGCUUCCCUCCCACCUUCUCUCUUUUUCUUUUCUUUUCUUUUUCUUUCCGGAUCUUGUCUUGUUAAGCGUGCGUGUUACUUACUGUUGGGGAUUUUGUUUUGUUUUCGUUUGGUCGUUCCGGGAGUGCAAUGUCAAUUUUCUUUUUGAUCUAUAUGCGUGUUGGUUGUCUUGUCUUGUCCAUGCGAUUUGGUGUUUUUUUUUGUCCUGCUUUGUCUGUCUAUCCGUAUCUGUUGCAUCUUCGGGCGAGGUUGGGUGUCCUUCGUUGUUUUUCUUUCUGGUUGGGCAGGUGGUGGGGGAAGGGGGAGGGGGAG